This is a messenger RNA of Porites evermanni, 1533 nucleotides long. NCBI's taxonomy places the organism in Eukaryota, Metazoa, Cnidaria, Anthozoa, Scleractinia, Poritidae. The record is from the annotation of a GenBank genome assembly.
AUGGCACCUACUUUAUUAGUUUCGAUUUUGGGAGUAACCUCACUUUGUGUACUCGUAUUAGCGCUACUUUUGGUCGUAGCUCUCAAAGUUUUCCCCAAGAAAGUUAAAGAUGAUUUGAUCAUACACCAGUCGGACGGGGAAGAAAAAACAUCGAGACGUCUCGGUAUGUUGGAACAGGUGUUUCUGGAAAGACAGAAGAUCAACAACUGGGGAACUGUUUCUUCUGUCUUGCUGUUGGACUCUACGCAAGAACUAAGGCAAGAUGAAUUCAGAAAAGCUCUUGUUCUUCUGGCCAAGCGGUAUCCUUUGCUACGUAUGAGAAUACAAGAAACCACCGAUGGAGUCCAAUUUGAAGAAAUGGAAAACCCUACUACAAUUGACUUUGAACUGUUAAACCAUGUGACAGCCGAUAACUGGGUACAAGGCUUCGAAGCAGAACUAAACGGUUAUCCGUUUAACAUCACUAGAGGGCCUUUGUGGCGAGCAAGACUACUGAAAGAAACUUUCAGCGAAGGAAAAUUCACAAACGCGGUUGUGUUUACGUUUCAGCACAUCAUCUGCGAUGCGCUGUCCAUCUUUGAGUUCCAAAAAACGCUGUUGGAAUUUCUGGCUUCUCUUCAUGGUGGGGUAGAGUUUAAAGUUGAGAGUCUUCCUCUAAAGCCUCCUUUGGAGUCACUAAUGCCCAAACUAGUUCAACCUAGCAUCGCGGAGAGGGCGUUGCUUUCGAGUUUCUUCUCAAUCCAACGGGCCAAAGCUUUUUUUGUCAAACCAAAAAAUCUGUUUCUAUCAGUCUACCCUCCUGUGGCCAACGCAGACCCAAUUGUGACCAAGAAAACUUGUGUUUUGGCUCGUAGCCUCUCUGAAGAAGAAACCAAGCUAUUGAAGAAAAGCUGCAGGGAAAACAAAUGCACGGUACACGGCGCAAUCACUGCCUCCACGUAUCUCGCGACUGCGCGAAUUCUACACCGAGAGAAACACGACUUAAAAUUUCCACUUUCCCUGGAAUCAUCUUAUUCUGCCAGUGUACGAAACGAUUGCGAGCCAAAGCUAAACAGGGAGGACUUUGGUGCCUAUGUCAGCGCGAGCAGCUUAAAACUUCCAGUACCUCUAGUGCAGCCCGAUGACAAGCAAGGCUUCUGGGAGUUUGCCCGUGCGUGUACUCGCGAGGUCCACGCGCAGAUAGAUUCUAAAAAGUACCUCAAUCUUUUGAAGUUUUACCACUGUAUAGACAUUCCCAAAUACUGCGCUAUGUCUAACUACGAACACAACCAAGGGCGCCGAAGCCACAUUUUUAACAUUAACAAUUACGGAGCUCAGCAGACAAAUCAGAGUGAUACAGGUCCGUUUAAAUUUGCUGGUUUAUUCUUUGGUGUUCAAGGAGCGAAUACUGGCCCAACAUUUGGUAAUAAUAUCAUAACUGUGGAUGGUCGACUUUACUGGACCGUGGAGUAUUUUCCACACGUAACCUCGAAGACACAAACAGAAGAUUUCUUUGAAUUGUCCUUACAAACAUUAAGACAAGUUUAUACGUGA